CUUCACCUCUCUUGGGGACCGCCCAAUCCAGCCGCACCUCCGAGCACGUUUGGCUCGCGCAGGCCUACAUCCGUCAUACUUUGCGGCCGGAAAAGAAGCGAGACGGUCGCGGGUUGAUGACGUAUCCCUGGCGCCCGCCCCAAAGGCGGAAACGCAAGUUGUCGCCGUCCCGGGCGCGGGCUUUCACGGGUGCGGGCUCCUUCGGCCUGCCUGCCAUGGCGUCAGGGGGGCCGUGGGGGCCUGAAGGCACGUCAAGCAUGAAGUUAUCAGCAGAUGUGAAACCAUUUGUCCCCAAGUUUUCUGGGCUCAAUGUGGCGUGGACGGAGUCUUCAGAAGCAUGUGUCUUCCCUAGCUGUGCAGCCACCUACUAUCCAUUUGUACAGGAACCACGAGUGACUGACCAGAAAAUAUAUACAGAAGACACAGCCUUUAGAGCCUCAGCAUUUCCACCCCAGUAUCUAUCUUCAGAGAUAACGCUACAUUCGUACGCCUACACUCCAUAUACCUUUGAGUCUACACAGAAUGUGUGCUCAGUGCCUGCCUCACGGUAUGAUUACAGCCAACCCAGUCGUCGAGGUUUUCAGACUGUGAAGCCCCAAAAUGAACAUGUGUGCGCUGUCCCACAAGAAACGAAGGCUCCUUUAAAGAAGAAAACCUAUGAUGAGAAAAAAAUAUACAAUGAGCAAAAGUUUAAAAGGACUGAUGGUCCAGUAUCAUCUGAGAUCAAGUCAGCCAGAGGUCCCCACCAUUUAUCCAUUCAUGAUGGUUACCAUAAGCGAACAGCCAGGAAAUCCAGAACUACUGAAAAAAGUCCGUCUACCUCCAAACCUGAGUUUGAAUUUAGCAGGUUGGAUUUUCCUGAAUUGCAGGGUCCAGAGAGCAGUAUGUCAGGGAUACAGAAGCAGUGCAGAUGGGGACCUCUCCGAUCCAACUCCACUGUAUCUCUUGUAGCAGAAGUGGGAGAACCUGCUGGAGUGGUGUCAGGGGGCGAGGUAGUGAUGAAAAAACCCUCAAAUGAAUCUGUAACUGAUAGUGCUGCUUCCAGUUCCCCAUCAUGUACAAGAGAGUUAUCUUGGACACCAAUGGGUUAUAUUGUUCGGCAGACAUCUUCAGAACCAUCGCCAGCUCCUAAGAAUGUUGCUUCUAUGAUAAACCUAAAGUCAGUUGUUUCGUCAGCAGAUCCUAAAAGUGUUAGUGUGUCAUCUUCUGAAGUUUUAUCUUCAGAUCCUUCCUACAACAAAGAGAAUCAUGUUGUUCAUCCUACUAAAAAGUCCCAAGCAUUACAAGGUGGCGACCUCGAACAAAAUGAACCCUCAAGGAAGAAUAAGAAAAAGAAAGAGAAGUCCAAAUCAAAAUACGAAAUCCUGACAGUGACAGUGCAAGAACCACCAAGAAUUGAAGAUGCCGAGGAGUUUCCCAAUCUGGCAGUUGCAUCUGAAAGAAGAGACAGAGUAGAGUCACCGAAAUACCAAUCUAAACAGCAGCCACAGAGUAAUUUUAAAAAUAGUGGAAAGAAAAGCCAGAUUCCGGUGCAGUUGGAUUUGGGAGGUAUGCUGGCAGCGCUGGAGAAGAAACAGCAUGCCCAGCAGGCCAAGCAGUCCUCCAGACCAGUUGUGUUCUCAGUCGGAGCGGUGCCCGUCCUUUCUAAAGAAGCCAGCUCAGGGGAGAGGGGCCGUCGCUUCAGUCAGGUGAAGACUCCACACAACCCUUUGGACUCCAGCGCCCCACUGAUAAAGAAGGGAAAGCAAAGGGAGGUCCCCAAGGCCAAGAAGCCCACAUCGCUGAAGAAGAUUAUUUUAAAAGAACGGGAAGAAAGAAAGCAGCAGAGACUCCGAGAAAAUGCUGUGAGCCCAGCUAUGGCCAGUGAUGAGGCACAGGAUGCAGAGAGUGGUGCUGAGGAGCAGGCUGCCGACCAGGCUGGUCCCGCAGUUUCAGGGAGAACAGAAGAACUGGCUUCCACUCCUGUGGUUGAGGGCCAGUCAGAAGAGCCGCCUGCUACAGAGCUCCAGAAGGAUGCUGAGGCCUGCCAGCCUGCACCCGACCAAGCUGCCUUCCCCAAGAUCCACAGCCGCAGAUUCCGGGAUUACUGCAGCCAGAUGCUCAGUAAAGAAGUAGACGCGUGUGUCACAGACCUACUCAAGGAGCUGGUCCGCUUCCAAGACCGAAUGUACCAAAAAGAUCCAGUCAAGGCGAAGACUAAACGCCGGCUUGUGCUGGGGCUGAGGGAAGUUCUCAAGCACCUAAAGCUCAAGAAGCUGAAGUGCAUCAUCAUUUCUCCCAACUGUGAGAAGAUACAGUCAAAAGGUGGGCUGGACGACACUCUGCACACCAUUAUCGAUUACGCCUGUGCGCAGAACAUCCCCUUUGUGUUUGCUCUCAAUCGCAAGGCUCUGGGGCGCAGUUUGAACAAAACAGUUCCUGUUAGCAUCGUGGGCAUCUUCAGCUACGAUGGGGCGCAGGACCAGUUCCAUAAGAUGGUUGAGCUGACCAUGGCAGCCCGGCAGGCAUACAAGACCAUGCUUGAGAAUGUGCGGCGGGAGCUGGCAGGGGAGUCCGCACCUCAGACACCUGUCAGCCCGCCCUCAGAGGGCCCCAGCAGCUCUGUGGAAGACAGCGCCCCGGCCCCCUCUGCAGAAGAGCCCCACUACAUUCAAGUCUGGAGAAAGCAUCUGGAAGCAUACAGUCACUGCGCCCUGGAGCUGGAAGAAUCCCUGGAAGCCUCAACCUCUCAGAUGAGCAACUUAAAUUUAUAAGGAGAGUGUUCUUUCCUGUGUGUCUGUGUAUUGUGGGUAAGGAACGGGGAGGCUUAGAAAGACUUGGGGGCUCUUCUCUCAGUUUUUCACUGACCUUACAUACUUUGUAUGGCUGUUGAAUUUGGAAAUUAACCUGCAUGAAAGGCACACGAAGUGGUGGUUGUGAGGUCUUCAGAGCUGGGAUUCUGCCUGGUGGCACAUGUGGUCUGGAGAACACUGGAAAUGCAGUCCUUGAGCACCUUGCCUGCUGAGGCCCCACCUCCACUGCAGCCCAGCCCAGCCCAGGGUCCAUCGCAGAGGCAGGCAGGGGCUUCCUGUGGCGAGGGACAGCAGGAGCUGUCCCUCUCUCAAGGAUGCUGACAUUGGCACAGAAGGCAGUGGGGAGGGGCCCUUUCUCAGGGGACAUAGCUCUUAAGCUUAACAAUGGGGAGGAUUUGCUAAAAUGAGCCUCAGAAGGAAGUUGGUUUUCUAACCUGCGACUUUUUGACAUCAGUUAUUCCUUUUAGUCUAUAUUUCCAAAGAAACAGUGUAUAUUGAAGUUGCUACAUUUCAGUUUAGUUAAUAUACUAAUCUUCCUUUUUUUAAAUGAACAUAUUUUGAAUGUGAUUUCUGUCAUGGAGCCCAAGGGGCAGAACUUACUUUGAUAUUUUCCCUGUAAGAAAGAGGGCUUAUUUAUUUUGAAUAAAGAGUGAUUAUUUAAUUUCA
This is a messenger RNA of Chinchilla lanigera (long-tailed chinchilla), 3458 nucleotides long. RefSeq names its product SECIS binding protein 2 (gene Secisbp2). The record is from RefSeq and is a predicted model, not a curated record. Lineage: Eukaryota; Metazoa; Chordata; Mammalia; Rodentia; Chinchillidae. Gene Ontology annotation, biological process: selenocysteine incorporation. Gene Ontology annotation, cellular component: ribonucleoprotein complex. The transcript has 17 exons. Bases 117 to 2753 code for a protein of 878 amino acids. Gene Ontology annotation, molecular function: ribonucleoprotein complex binding; selenocysteine insertion sequence binding; mRNA 3'-UTR binding.